Rattus norvegicus (Norway rat) is the source of this 1886-nucleotide messenger RNA. RefSeq names its product microspherule protein 1 (gene Mcrs1). The record is from RefSeq and is marked provisional. Gene Ontology annotation, molecular function: G-quadruplex RNA binding. Lineage: Eukaryota; Metazoa; Chordata; Mammalia; Rodentia; Muridae. Gene Ontology annotation, cellular component: cytoplasm; MLL1 complex; Ino80 complex. Gene Ontology annotation, biological process: regulation of telomere maintenance.
CGGAAGCCGGCUUUGGCCCUGCGGCUCCUGCCGUCGCCGCGGAGAAAUUGUUGAAGCUGGCAGCCUAGGAAUGACUCUCUUCUCAGCAUCCCAGCUCACUUGGUCAGAACCCUUGGAUGAGCCUGUGGGACCCUUCCUCCUCGCCGUGUGGUGUGGAACCAGUGGCUUUGGGACUGUGAGAGGAUGGACAAAGAUUCACAGGGGCUGUUAGAUUCAUCCCUGAUGGCGUCAGGCACUGCCAGCCGCUCAGAGGAUGAGGAGUCACUGGCAGGACAGAAACGAGCUUCCUCCCAGGCCCUGGGUACUAUCCCUAAACGGAGAAGCUCCUCCAGGUUCAUCAAGAGGAAGAAGUUUGAUGAUGAACUGGUAGAGAGCAGCCUGGCCAAGUCCUCCACCCGGGUGAAGGGGGCCGGCAGCGUGGAGUCGGGCCGCUGCUCGGGGAGCGAGCCCUCGUCUAGUGAGAAGAAGAAGGUAUCCAAGGCUCCCAGUACUCCUGUCCCACCCAGCCCUGCCCCAACCCCUGGACUUACCAAGCGUGUGAAGAAAAGCAAACAGCCACUUCAGGUGACCAAGGAUCUGGGCCGAUGGAAGCCUGCAGAUGACCUCCUCCUCAUCAAUGCUGUGCUACAGACUAACGACCUGACAUCUGUCCACCUGGGUGUGAAGUUCAGCUGCCGCUUCACCCUUCGGGAAGUUCAGGAGCGCUGGUACGCCCUGCUCUACGACCCCGUCAUCUCCAAACUGGCUUGCCAGGCCAUGAGGCAGUUACACCCAGAAGCCAUUGCAGCCAUUCAGAGCAAGGCCCUGUUCAGCAAGGCUGAGGAGCAGCUGCUGAGCAAAGUAGGAUCGACCAGCCAGCCCACCUUGGAAACCUUCCAGGACUUGCUGCACAGACACCCUGAUGCCUUCUACCUGGCCCGUACUGCCAAGGCUCUGCAGGCCCACUGGCAGCUCAUGAAACAGUAUUACCUACUGGAGGAUCAGACAGUGCAGCCACUGCCUAAGGGGGACCAAGUGCUAAACUUCUCAGAUGCAGAGGACCUGAUUGACGACAGUAAGCUCAAGGACAUGCGAGAUGAAGUCCUGGAACAUGAGCUGACAGUGGCUGAUCGGCGCCAGAAACGAGAGAUCCGGCAGCUGGAACAGGAGCUGCAUAAGUGGCAGGUGCUAGUGGACAGCAUCACAGGCAUGAGUUCUCCAGACUUCGACAACCAGACCCUGGCCGUGUUGCGGGGCCGCAUGGUGCGGUACCUAAUGCGCUCCCGUGAGAUAACCCUGGGCAGAGCAACCAAGGACAACCAGAUUGAUGUGGACUUGUCUCUAGAAGGUCCAGCCUGGAAGAUCUCCCGAAAGCAAGGUGUCAUCAAGCUGAAAAACAAUGGUGACUUCUUCAUUGCCAACGAGGGCCGGCGGCCCAUCUAUAUCGACGGGCGGCCUGUGCUGUGUGGCUCCAAGUGGCGCCUUAGCAACAACUCUGUGGUGGAGAUCGCCAGCCUGCGAUUUGUCUUCCUCAUCAACCAGGACCUCAUUGCCCUCAUCCGGGCUGAGGCUGCCAAGAUCACACCACAGUGAGGCGGGUAGCAGAAACCAGGGCAUUCUCUGGCCUCAGUUUCCCCUGUCAUUCCAGCUCCCUUGAGCUGGGAACUCAGGCUCCUGGAAAUCGCUUGUACCCAGAGUGGGUAGUGGCCCAACUGCUGGACCAUUGAUUGAGCCUUUGAGGCAAGGUGGGGUCACCGUGGGGACGCCAGGAGAGGCUGGGACCCCUGUGCCUCCCCAGAGCCAGAGCCCCCACCAUUGCCACAUCACUCCUGUGUCUCCAGUGGAUCAGCUUUAGAUUCCUCCUUUUUGUUUUCGUUUUUUGUAAAUAAAAAGUACUGAGUUCCAAA